CAGCAUCAUCAUCACAUACAGCAGACAGGCUGCCCUACUACUACUACACGUAUGUACAUGUACGUAGUGCCAGGUUGACGGUGGGAAAGUCGUCAGUGCAGUGUUGUGUAGUAAUAAGUUGAACAUGUUUUUUGUACGUUCAACGUGUACUACGACUUAUGUACAUUACAUGUAGGAUGUGCCGAGGAGAUGGAGCUUGAGAUCUUGAUGAUGAUAUCCGUGCCGCCAACAAGAAUUACUAUCAACAUUAUGUAGCCAGAAACAAUUGCAAUAUAAACUGGAAUCUGCAGGAACUAAUGGCUCGGUCACCUGGGCCUGACCGGGUUGAACAAAGAGUGAAUCUGUUGUCGUUAUUAAGGCCAAUAAUGGGGCCGCAACCGGGAAACGGGGACCCCAUACCCGACAACAACGGCGAUCGUAGCGGUGAGUACGAUCAUAUGGAAAAAUGGCUGGACUCGCAUCCAGAAUUCUCGCACGAUUACUUUGCACGUAAGGCCACCCGUAGCAUGAUCGACGGAUGGUACAUUGCUCGAGCUGUUUCUCAAACCACUAAACCCCCAGUAGCUGAGUCUCCGCAUUCACCUAGUAGCUCCUCUGGAAGUAACACUCCAGUGCGAAAGGUUUCUGCAUCCGAAUUUGAAGUUCAGGGUUCUGGUGGUUCACUUGGUAGAAUGAUAUCUACUGUCGAUGGGGCUCCAAGCUUCCUCGGCACAAGCCAUCUUCACCUCCAAGGCAAUUCCAGAUCGUCACCAACACGAUCACGGAAGUCCAUCAGCGAGCUUAAGCAACUGGACGAUAGGGCAGUGCUCAUGGAACUAGUUAAAGAUAUUGCUAAUGACCUUGACUUGAACUCAUUGUGCCACAAAAUUCUUCAAAAUGUGUUGAUCCUUACCAAGGCUGACCGGGGAUCACUCUUUCUCGUUUAUGGAAAAGGAACAGAACAGUGUUAUCUAGGCUCAAAGUUAUUUGAUGUGACAAGCGAAUCUACUGUAGAAGUGGCUGGAAAGGAAGAAGUACGAGUGUCUUGGGGGAAAGGAAUAAUUGGAUACGUUGCUAAAACAGGAGAGGCAGUUAACAUUGCCAAUGCUUACGAGGAUCCUCGAUUCAAUUGUGAAAUUGAUCUGCAAACAGGGUACAAAACAAGAAGUAUGCUGUCUAUGCCCAUCAAAGCCCCUCUAGGGGAGGUGAUAGGUGUGGCGCAGGUCAUUAACAAGAUUGGCAGUAAAGAUCGGCAUGAAGCUUUCACAGAUAGUGAUGAAAAGGUAUUUGCUCAAUAUCUGCAGUUCUGUGGAAUCGGUAUCAACAAUGCAAGAAUUUAUGAAAGGGCAACAAUGGAAAUAAGGCGAAAUCAGGUUCUUUUGGAAUUAGCAAAGGUACUUUUUGAGGAGCAAAGCACUCUUUCUAACAUUGUUCGGAGGAUCAUGGAGUUAACGAUAUCUCUACUGCGUUGUGAACGGUGUUCCAUACUGCUUGUGGAUGAGACAUCUAAGAGAAGGAAAAAUAAGCGGGGGACAAGCAAAGACACGCAUAUAUUUUCAAAAGUGUUUGAGUUGGGAGUGGAUGAUCUUGAAAACAAAGGCCCCUACAAUGGAACCAGCAAAGAAUGUCGUUUUCCUAUCCACCUAGGAAUUACAGGGUACACAGCGACCACUGGUGAGACUUUGAACAUUGCUGAUGUAUACAAGGAUUCAAGAUUUGAUCCCAAGAUUGAUGAAGAAACAGGGUAUAAAACUAGACAGAUGCUGAGUAUGCCCAUAAAGAAUGCAUAUGGGUCUAUUCUUGGUGUCAUUCUUCUGGUGAAUAAACAAGACGGCACUCCAUUUAACAUGAAUGAUGAAGACAUGUUUGAGGCUUUCUCCAUCUUCUGUGGUAUGGGAAUUAACAACACAUACAUGUAUGAAAAAGUCUGUCGGUCAGUGGCGAAACAGAGGGUAGCAUUAGAGACACUGUCAUACCAUGCAACAGCACCACAGGAGGAAGCAGUCAGGUUAAAGAAAAUGGCAGUUCCCACGCUGUCAGAAAUAGGGCUUGACAGCUACUUCUUCAGUGACAUGAAGCUAUCUGAAGAUGAGACACUAACUGCAUCAUUAAGAAUGUUCAUUGACUUGGAUCUCAUCAAUCGCUUUCAUAUCAAUUAUGAGACUUUGUGCAGGUGGUUACUGAGUGUGAGGAAAAACUACCGUAAUGUGAGGUACCACAAUUGGCGUCAUGCAUUCACUGUAACUCAGACAAUGUAUUCAAUACUGAAGAAUGGAGGCAUGCAUGGUAUACUUUCAGAUCUAGAAUGCCUGGCUUUGCUGGUUGGUUGUUUGUCUCAUGACCUGGAUCAUAGAGGAACUACAAAUAAUUAUCAGAUCAUGUCUGAAUCACCUUUGGCCCAGCUAUAUUCAACUUCAACCAUGGAGCACCAUCAUUUUGAUCAAUGCAUCAUGAUAAUCCAUAGCAAGGGGAACGAGAUAUUUCUGAAUCUGACAGCAGAGGAGUACAGUCAUGCAAUGAGAAUCCUAGAACAUGCCAUACUGGCCACUGACUUGGCACUUUAUUUCAAGUACCGAGGUGAAUUCUUCAGUCUUGUUGAAGAGGGUCAUUAUGACUGGAGUGAUGAUGAUCAUAAAGAUUUACUACGUGGAAUGAUGAUGACUGCAUCAGAUGUAUCUGCAAUCACUAAACCCUGGGAUGUGCAAAAAAAGGUGGCCCACCUUAUUUUUGGUGAGUUCUUCGAGCAAGGCGAUCUUGAAAGACAGAAUUUUAACAAAACCCCAGAGGAUAUGAUGAACAGAGAAAAGCUACAUCUCUUACCCAAGAUGCAAGUGGGUUUUGUGGAUUCUAUAUGCAUGCCAGUAUAUGAGGCACUAUCGAAAACCUCUGAAAAGAUGACACCUUUACUCCUUGGCUGCAAAGCAAAUCGGGAUCACUGGCAAGAUAUAGCAGAGCAAUGUAAGCAACCCAUGGUAGAGGUUAAGGAACAAGCUUCAUCUGAAGAGAAGGAUAUUGAUGAAUCGGAAGCUCUCCAAACAUCCAACCAGUCCAGCAAUAAAGAGUAAAGUCUAACACACUAACAAUCAUUGAUAGUUUAAAUCACUCAUUUCAAAGAUUUAUACCUACUAUUUUACAUUGUGAUAUAAGUAUAGAGAAAUUUCCCAUGUACUUUUAAAAAGUUUGAUCAUUGAGUGAAAUGACUGCAUGCGUUUGCAUUAUUCUCUGAGGUACUAACUUCAUCAGGAGCAUUAUUCUCUGAGGUACUAACCUUAAUAUUAGAGCACAUAUAUUUGCAAGUUGAAGAUUGCCAGAUGUUGGGCUGUAUUCUGUAGUGUCAGUGGUGUUACUCCUCCAGUGUCAUGUUUGAAAUGAUACAAUUAUCUCUUUAUGUUUGUAUAUAGUUGAAACCUUGUCUAGGUUUCUAAGUAAUUUAUCGGGAAAGUGCAACUCAUUAUGUAGAUUGUUAAGUCUGGGUUGUUCAUCCCACCUACUUCAUUCUACAGUAUUUUAUGUUAAUGGAUUGAUUCUCAGGGUGGCAGAUGCUCAAACUGCCAAAGAUUUGGUCUUUUACCUGCAAAUUCAGUUGUACAGUUUUAAGAUUAAUAAAUGUUUUGUUUAUCAUGUGUGCUAAAAUAUAACAUUUUGGUCCAGUUUAACCUUAAGUAUUUACUUUUUACCGGAUGACUUUCUGCUUUCAGGAUUGUUAAUUUGUUGGAAAGGUUUACAUUUUUGUUUAAAUAUAAUGUAACAUAAAAUCUAUAUUUAAUUUGCCACCAAACUGCUGCAUAUCCCAUCAGCUAAGAUGACGUCCAUCACAAAGCCAUGUAUAUCAGUUCAUUUAUGAGUCAACGUGUUUUGUCUGGCCAGAUAAGUUGAUUUAAUGCAAUUUGGACUGUUGAAAUUUUGUGUUAAACUGUUUGGACCCUUGUAAGUAAAAUAUUGAACAUUGUAUUGUUUUGAAUUGUUAUAAUUUGUUAUAAUUUGUUAUACUAUUGUUGUUUUGUGGAUCUUCAUGGUAUUAUUCUUUGGGUAUUGUUUUACUUGUAUUCAGACAUACUAUACAAACAAGGAAUGUUUAUGCGUGCAAAAGAGAGGAUUUGUUCAUGAAUGGAGUUGAAUGGAGUAUGUUAUAAUUUCAAGAGAUGAGCUGAAGUCUGAAGAUCAAAAA
Asterias rubens (European starfish) is the source of this 4147-nucleotide messenger RNA. Its product is annotated as dual 3',5'-cyclic-AMP and -GMP phosphodiesterase 11-like. Lineage: Eukaryota; Metazoa; Echinodermata; Asteroidea; Forcipulatida; Asteriidae. Gene Ontology annotation, biological process: signal transduction. The transcript is spliced from 20 exons. Gene Ontology annotation, molecular function: protein binding; 3',5'-cyclic-nucleotide phosphodiesterase activity. The record is from RefSeq and is a predicted model, not a curated record. Bases 297 to 3044 code for a protein of 915 amino acids.